AUGUGGACUAAGAAGACGAAGGGUGAUGAGGUUCCAUUUAGUUUAAUUGAAUCUGAGAUACUACCAAGAGUUGCGGCUAAGUCAGACAUAGGUCGUUGCAGGUGUGUUUGCAAACAGUGGAAAUCGUUUUUAUCGACACCUACCUUCGGCAAGAUGCACCUCCGGCUUCACGGAACCACCAUCGACGACUAUAAAGUUGUCAUACUUGACGGACCCACCUUAUGCACGCUUUGCCCUUCUAAGCCUAACCAACAAGCGUAUAUCUUAUCAAGCUUGGAUGGAUUGGUAUGUUUAGGCUUACCGGAAUCUUCUCAGCUAGUUUUUUGGAAUCCAUUUACAGGCGUCUCCAGGAAGUUGGCGUCUAACCCGCAUAGUCCUUUUGACUACUCUGCUUCCUGUCACGAUGCUGAUGUUGUCGGUUUCUACAAGGACUCUUCUUCUAACGAUUACAAACUUUUAUAUUUGUCUUGCGGGGGUUACUUUGGGGCUUAUAUCUAUUCCCACACAUCGGAUACAUGGAGAGAGAUCAAGAUUGAUUUUGAUGCUGAUAUCUGCGACGCUUGGUCUCCUGCUACUUUAUGUGGCCAAUGCCUUUAUUUCGCAGUGUCAGCUUAUAUACACGCUCAAAGGCAAAUGCAUUGGUGGAUUAUCUGUUUUGAUGUGGAGACCGAGACUUUUAGGAAAAUAUGUUGUCCCCCUCUUCCGGAUGAUGAUGAUAUUAGGAGUUAUUGUGCAACUUUAGUCCUUCUCAAUGGAUUCCUCCACCUGUAUGUAUCCUAUACCAUAUUUAUAAAUGACAUAUGCUCCAAGCAGUGCAAUCUGUGGAGGAUGAUGGACGCUGAUGGGUGGGUGAAGGUGGUUGCUUUCUGUGACCCACUAGAUGAGGAUAACUUUACUAUGCAGCAGCGUAUAUGCACAGCGAGUACUGGCAGUUGGCUUGCCGUUUUGGAUGAGGAUAACAAUUCUUUCACAAAGAUCAACUCUGAGGACUUCAUAACACACUAUCGCCAUUUUUCUUCUCCGAGUUUUGAGUAUACAUCUAGGCGAGCGAUAUAUGUUGAGACUCUUGUAUCACCAUAUCCCUGA
Helianthus annuus (common sunflower) is the source of this 1086-nucleotide messenger RNA. RefSeq names its product F-box/kelch-repeat protein At3g06240. The record is from RefSeq and is a predicted model, not a curated record. The transcript has a single exon. Gene Ontology annotation, molecular function: protein binding. The coding region runs from base 1 to 1086 and encodes 361 amino acids. NCBI's taxonomy places the organism in Eukaryota, Viridiplantae, Streptophyta, Magnoliopsida, Asterales, Asteraceae.